Messenger RNA from Eutrema salsugineum, 936 nucleotides. RefSeq names its product agamous-like MADS-box protein AGL80. Gene Ontology annotation, biological process: positive regulation of transcription by RNA polymerase II. The record is from RefSeq and is a predicted model, not a curated record. Lineage: Eukaryota; Viridiplantae; Streptophyta; Magnoliopsida; Brassicales; Brassicaceae. The coding region runs from base 1 to 936 and encodes 311 amino acids. The transcript has a single exon. Gene Ontology annotation, molecular function: RNA polymerase II cis-regulatory region sequence-specific DNA binding; protein dimerization activity; DNA-binding transcription factor activity, RNA polymerase II-specific.
AUGACGAGGAAGAAGCUAAACCUAGCUUACAUCACCAAUGAUUCAAUGAGGAAAGCAACAUUCAAUAAGAGGAAGAGAGGGUUCGUUAAAAAAAUCCACGAGCUCUCCGUUCUCUGCGGUAUCGAAGCAUGUGCAGUUAUCUACAGUCCGUUCAGCUCAGGCCCGGAGGUGUGGCCAUCGAACUCGGGAGUGAAGGAGGUAGUGGAGAAGUUCGUGAUGCUGCCAGAGAUAGAGCAAGAAAAGAAAAUGGUGGACCAUGAAGGUUUUCUCAGACAAAGCAUCAACAAAACCAUGGAGAAUAACGACAAGAAGACGAAAGAAAACAAGGAGAGGAUGAUGAAGGAGGUCAUGUUCGAGUUUCUUGGUGGGCAAGGUGACAUGCUUUCGCUGACUGAUAAAACUCGUGAGGAUUUGUGCAAGUACAUUGAUCAGUAUCUGAAGGAGCUCUAUCACCAUAGGAAUCAGACCCUGACUCAGUCGCAGCUUGAGUAUGGAGAAUCUUCUUCAGCUGCUGAUGUCAUGGCACCAGCAGCUAUAGCUGAAGUGGGCCCCUCGGCUUUUCCAAAUCCAGAUGUUUUCAACCCUCCUCAGCUACUACCGAAUGAGUUAUGGGCUUUGAGGCCCAUUAUCCCUUCAGACCCGAAACCAGAGCCGGGUAUGACUUUUGGAGAUAAUUUUCUGCCUGCCGCAAAUGACCAACAAGUUUACUAUCAAAUGAUGAAUCCGGUAGGUGUUUGCGAUCACCAGCUAAACUUACAUCUUAAUGACAACCAGUACCAGAAUCAGUUUGGAUAUCCAAAUGUGAGUCAAGAUGGAAUUUACAAUCCGAAUCAGCAGCAGGAAGCGUGGUUGGUUAAUCAGAUGAUGAACAAUCCUGAGCAGAUGUGUCUCCCUAUGAUAGAGGACAACAACCGUUACUACCUCCAGCAACCCUAA